Psylliodes chrysocephalus is the source of this 606-nucleotide messenger RNA. The record is from the annotation of a GenBank genome assembly. NCBI's taxonomy places the organism in Eukaryota, Metazoa, Arthropoda, Insecta, Coleoptera, Chrysomelidae.
AUGGAAUUGACAUACAGCAAGAAUUUUUAUAUUGACUGGUGUAGGGAAAAAAAUAUUAUCCCAGUCAAAGAAGACAAGUAUAGAAGAAUGUUUUGCAAUGAAUAUAACAUAGGCUUCAAAUGGCCGAAAAGCGAUACGUGUCUAACAUGUGAUUCAAUGAAAAUUGCUAUUCAAACAGCAUCUGCGAACAAGAAUGAAGAAGACAUUAAAAGACUGAAACUUGAGCUUGAGUUACAUAAUAGGAGAGCAGAAGCCAUGUCAAAUAAUAUAAAAGAGGAAGUAAAAUCAGUUAAACAAACCAAUAGAAAAGUAUUAGUUAUUGCAUUUGACUUGCAGCAAACUCUUCCAACACCUAGUAUUACAGUUGGUCCGGCAUUCUACUUGCGUAAAGCUUGGACUUACAACCUUGGUAUUCACGAUUGCAUAUCUGGACAAGCAAGCAUGUUUAUGUGGACAGAGGCUACAGCCAAGAGAGGAAGUGAGGAAAUAGCAAGUAUUUUAUUGAAGUACCUCUCAUGUAGAGAAACAAACGAACAAUGGGAACUUGUUGUUUUCACUGAUAACUGUGGAGGCCAGAAUAAAAACUGGCUAAUUAUAGCACUAUGA